AUGCGACAGGUGUUAUGUGAGUCUUCGAUGUACCAUGGUCCACCGAUAGAAUUUAUUCUGGAGCUUUUGUCGUUGAUCCUUCAUAACAAUCAUUUUAGAUUUGAGGAUCGGUGGUACUUACAAGUGGCGGGAACAUCUAUGGGGUCAGCCAUGGCCCCUAUGUAUGCCAAUGCGUACAUGUAUGCAUAUGAAACACAGCAUAUAUUGACCACAUAUAAGAAUAACAUUAUUGGAUAUUAUCGUUAUAUAGACGACCUGUUGAUCAUCUGGCGAGGCUCACAAACGGAGGCACAUAUGAUGGUGGAGGAGUUAAAUUUGUUGCCAACUCCUAUCAAGUUUACAGCCAAUAUCAGUGAGGAAAGUGUCCAAUACCUGGACUUAGAACUUUCCUAUGGAGACAAUAGAGUCCAAUACACAUUAUUUUCGAAACAGACUGAUCGGAAUACUCUUUUACACGCUAGGAGUGCACAUCCCAUUUCGUUGAAAAAAUCUAUUCCUAAAGCACAAUUCCAGCGAGUCAUUCGCAACAAUUCUGAUAUAAAUAAGGCUGAGUUACAAUUGAAAAUCAUGACCCAGAAGUUUUUGAACAGAGGUUAUAACAUUCAGGUACUAGAAGAAGCACUGUUGAAGGCAAAAUUGGCCCCGGUGCAAAAGAUGGAUCCUGUACAGAAAAUAGUAUUUCCGAUGACGUUUCAUAAUUCUUCUAAUUUGAUUUCAACAAUUGUUAAAGACAAUUGGAAAAUGAUUGCUACGGAUGACACCCUGCCAAAGAUUUUUAAAGAGACUCCGUUAAUUUGCUACAGGAGAAAUAAGAGUCUUAAGGACAUGUUAGUACGUACAGACCCUGUGGAAAGUUAUUCUAAAACAGUCAAGCACAACAUACGGGGAAGCAUACGAUGUCUGGGGUGUAUUACUUGUGGACAUAUGAUUCCAGCAAAGAAAUUUAAUCACCCACAUACUAAUAAAAUAUAUGAUAUAAGACACACUAUUACUUGUAAAACCCCCUUUGUUGUAUAUAAAUUGGUGUGUCCGUGUGGCCUCUAUUACGUAGGAAAGACAGAAACACCUCUGUGUGAGAGGAUUAGGGGCCACCGCUCGAGUAUAAGAUUAGCGUACAGGGAUGGCCAGUCUGAUAAGCCAGUUGCUCGGCACUUUCUUGAUAAAAAACAUCCCUUAGCAUCCCUUAAAUUUGUGGGUAUUGAUCAUAUACCCCUUCCCCGCAGGGGGGUAAUAGGGGGAAGAUGUUGCUUCAGAAAGAGGCUUUUUGGAUACACCAAUUAAAUACAAUAUCUCCCAUGGGUCUUAAUGAGAGCAUCACGUAUCAUUCUUUUAUAUAGGUUUAA
Messenger RNA from Pelobates cultripes (western spadefoot toad), 1343 nucleotides. Lineage: Eukaryota; Metazoa; Chordata; Amphibia; Anura; Pelobatidae. The record is from the annotation of a GenBank genome assembly.